CUCUCCGUCCUCCUUCUCCGUCCUCCGACCUACCUACACACACGCCCGCAGCGCGUGUCUUGGCGAGAUGGCUCGGCACAUAUCGGUGACGAUUGCAAGGGAGAUGGAGGAGCAGCUGACCGCUGUGGAAAACCAUCUCCGAAACAACGUGCAUGUGCACAACUUGGUGGUGAUCCACACCAGCGACAACUCGUUGUUCCGCUUCCAGGCAACGAACCGGCGCGCCCGCGAAUGCAUUGAGGCCUUACAGCGGCUCGGCGUUGGCCACGCCUUUGGCUCCAUGGAGAUUAUGGACGUCAAGUCUGUGAUUCCCCGCAUCUCCAAUCACCCGACCAUGGUGCGCGGGCAGAAGAAGCAGCGCGAGUACAACCCCACCAACUCCCUCACCCUCGAGGAAAUCUACGAAACGGUCGAAAAGGGCUACCACUUGACGUUUGAGUACUUGGGCAUGUGCUCUGCGGCCUCGAUUGUGUGUGCGGUGGGCCUCGUCACAAAUAGCGACCCGUCUGUCGUUGCCAGCAUGCUUCUCUCCCCUCUCAUGGGCCCAAUUCUGGGGAUCACGCUUGGCACGGCGUGCAUGGACUGGGGCGUGACGCUCAAAGCGCUGCGGAAUGAACUGAUUGGCGUACUGCUCACGCUUGCAUUUGGCAUCAUUACUGGGUUCAUCGUCAGCUUCUAUGGCGAGGAGGAGUGGGAGACGGACCAGAUGCAAUCGCGCGGCACGGUUGGCGGCCUGGCCCCCGGCGUUCUGAUUGCGCUACCGUGCGGCGUUGCGCUUGCCAUCUCCGUCACCUCUGCAGACAGCACCAUUCUGGUCGGUGUCGCUAUUGCCGCUGCCCUCCUCCCGCCCAUUGUCAACGCGGGCCUUGAGUUUGCCUUUGGGCUCGUCAAGGAGCUGCCCCUCACGCCAGAGCAGGAGCCCAGGCACCUCAAGCAUGCCGCCAACAGCUUCCUGCUGUUUCUGCUCAACUGGAUUGCCAUCUACUUUGGCUGUCUCCUCGUCUUUGCGGUCAAGCGCGUGCAGCCCCGCAUCUACCACGCUAAACCGCGCGCGGAGACGAUCCGGGCGCUGGCUGAUGCGCCCCUGCCACCACCAUCAUCAUCACUGGCCACCAACACCGCUGACGGCGACACCCGCGCUGCUGCUGUUGCUGGUGGUGGUGCUGCGACGGUCACGCUCCUGUACUCCGACGACGACGAUGAUGAUGAUGAUGAUGGUGAUGGUGAUGGUGACGGUCACAACGAUGGUGUCAACGAUGGUGUCAACGGGCAUUCCACUGCACACGGCGGUGCCAUACGCCAACACCGCCACCGUGGUGAUGGCCGCACGAGGGGGUCGGCGCUGCGCGUGACGACUGUGACGACAGAGCACACGCCGCUGCUGCGGGACGCAGACACCAGCAGGGACGUCGUCUUGUGACACGCAACACCAUUCAUCGUGUCGAAUGCGAUUUCAUCAGCAACCGAGAGGGAGGGGGGAUUUUGCUUGCUUGGGUUGUUCGUAUUGUUUGGAUUGUGCCCUGGCUGUGUUCGCGUGGUCCAUGGGUGUUUUGCUUCGUGUUACGCUCGCUCUUCUUGCUGCCAGAUUGGUGACUAGGUUCGUUUUCGUGUGACUACAACACAACUGCAG
Molecule: messenger RNA, 1630 nt
Organism: Salpingoeca rosetta
Lineage: Eukaryota; Choanoflagellata; Craspedida; Salpingoecidae
Exons: 6
Coding region: 68-1420 (450 amino acids)
Source: RefSeq, a predicted model, not a curated record